GAUAUAUUUGAUCGAUAUAAAUCAUAGCAGCGCAGCUGCUGUAUAUUUUUGUUUUGACAUUUUGAAUUGAAAAAUAACUUGAAAAAUGUCGGGCAAGGCACAGAUAACUCUGCCCGAAGAGGAAUUGGAUUGGAUACAGCUGCGCCAGGACCUGGGACCCGUGAUUGAGGUGGAAACCACCAAGGAAAAGCUAAAGCGCAAAAUUAAGGAGAACCCGCUGGUUCCGAUUGGAUGCCUGGCCACUACCGCUGCCCUGACAAUGGGCCUGUAUAAUUUCCGCACUGGAAAUCGCAAGAUGUCCCAAAUCAUGAUGCGCACACGUAUCGCUGCCCAGGGAUUCACUGUAGCCGCCUUAAUAGUUGGCGUUGUGAUGACCUAUGGCGAAAAGAAAUCCAACUAAUUGAUACAAACGAGCAUUCAUACCAAUUGUAGCUUUAAAACUAGGCCUGUAAUCAUGGGCUGGUUUUUGUUUUGUUUGUUUUUUCUAAAACCCAAAAUAAUUAGGCGUAAAUAUUAGACACCAUCCAAGGUGCAUAAAUAGAUUUAUAAUGUAUAAAAUGCAGCAUAAUAUAAAUGUAAAGAUGUGUGGGUAAA
Messenger RNA from Drosophila obscura, 594 nucleotides. RefSeq names its product HIG1 domain family member 2A, mitochondrial. The coding region runs from base 86 to 400 and encodes 104 amino acids. NCBI's taxonomy places the organism in Eukaryota, Metazoa, Arthropoda, Insecta, Diptera, Drosophilidae. Gene Ontology annotation, cellular component: mitochondrion. The transcript is spliced from 2 exons. The record is from RefSeq and is a predicted model, not a curated record. Gene Ontology annotation, biological process: mitochondrial respirasome assembly.